This is a messenger RNA of Octodon degus (degu), 2328 nucleotides long. Its product is annotated as cytochrome b ascorbate-dependent protein 3. Gene Ontology annotation, cellular component: lysosomal membrane. Bases 1009 to 1773 code for a protein of 254 amino acids. The record is from RefSeq and is a predicted model, not a curated record. Gene Ontology annotation, molecular function: oxidoreductase activity. Lineage: Eukaryota; Metazoa; Chordata; Mammalia; Rodentia; Octodontidae. The transcript is spliced from 6 exons.
UUAGCCUCCUACUGAGACACUGUCUCAAAACAAGAGUGAGAAGGGCGGCUCCAUGUGAACUCAUAUCUCCCUUGUCAAGAGAAGAUUGUGGAACUAGCCGUCCUCAGAUGCUGGAUCCUGCAGAUCGGUGCUCGUCACAGCUGCUGCGCAGCAGGCCUGGUGGGUGUGGGGCCGGCGCCUGGCGAGCUGCAGCUUCUGUGCCCUGGCAGGAGUUGAGAAGGCAGCCCAGGGGCCGGGCGGCAAGUCCCUGAGCCCAGCAGCCGGGCCACGAGGCCUGCCUCCCUUCCUUGGGAAGUCUGCCCUGCUUUGGCCUCCCAUCUUCCUCUCCCAGAGAUGGCUGUGGCUGGGAUCACCUGUGAGAGCCAGUGCCUGUCCUGGUGUGUGGAGCAGGCCUGGCAAGGUUGGCAUCAGGGCUGCUGAGGUGUGGGGGGCCCGGGCACCACGAGUGCCAGCUCUUGUCUGUCUUUGGACAUGAGUUCUCCCUGCGCUGCCGAAGCUGAUCUUGAACUCCUGGCUCAAGUGGUCCUCCCUGCCUCAGCCUCCCGAGUAGCUGCGACAGCAGGCGUAGGCCCCGUAGGACCCGUACGCUGUGAGCCGGAAUGUUUGUUAGCACUUGGGAUAAAACCCUACAAGAGCAAUAAGCAAAAAGUGUAAUAAUUGGCUCACAAAAUUUCUUAAACAUUUUUCUCCUACUAACAGCCAUGGCCGAGGGGACAGAGCCGGCUGGGGGCUGUGAGGCCAGCAGACCUGAGUUGGACACCCCCCUCCUUACUGUCCUUCCCGCGUUGCGCAGUGGUUCUGAGUGGUUCCUCAUGUGUGAGAAGGGGUGCUGCUGCUCCCAGACUCGGGGAGCAGUGUGAGGGUCUGGCGCACACAGCCAGCGCCCAGGGUGGCGCUCUUACCGCUGCGCCUUUCCAAUGCAAACAGGUACGCAGGUGCUAAGCGCCCUGCACAAGGCGCCCACCACAAGGCGCCCACCAGGCCCAGCGGAAGGAAUCAGGAGCGCGAAUGGCCAUGGCUCCUCGGGGCUUCUACCUGGCCUGCCUGCUUCUGGGCUCCCUGGGCUUCCUCUGUGUCCUCUUCACCACCUACUGGGCCCAGCGCUGGCGUGGCGGCUUGGCCUGGGACGGCAGCCUGCACAUGUUCAACUGGCACCCUGUGCUCAUGGUGUCGGGAAUGGUGCUGCGCGACGGGGCCGCGUCGCUGGUGUACCGCCUGCCACAAGCGUGGCGGGGGCCCCGGCUGCCCUGGAAGGCCCUGCAUGCGGCCCUGCACCUGGUGGCCUUUGUUGUCACCGUGGUGGGGCUGGUCGCUGUCUUCCGGUACCACAGCCACGCCGGCGUCCCUCACCUUUACUCCCUGCACAGCUGGCUGGGCCUCAGCACUGUCGUCCUCUUCGCCUGCCAGUGGCUCCUGGGCUUCGCCAUCUUCCUGCUGCCCUGGGCUUCACUGUGGCUGCGCAGCCUCCUGAAGCCGCUCCACGUCUUCUUCGGAGCCACCAUCCUGGCUCUGUCCAUGGCAUCUGUCAUCUCCGGCAUCAACGAGAAGCUGCUCUUCAGCCUCCUCUCACAGCCACCUUCUGUCACCUCCAGGAAGAAUGCCACUGUGCCAUACCAGAGCCUGCCGAGUGAGGCCAUCUUUGCUAACAGCACAGGGCUGCUGGUGGUGGCCUUUGGGAUGCUGGUCCUCUAUGUCCUUCUGGCUUCCUCGUGGAGACGCCCAGAGCCUGAGGCCCUGGCUGACACACAGCCCCUGUUGUGCGAGCGGGCGUGACCAGGUACGUGCCCUUGGAAGUCACCACUGUGGUCUGCACCCCCAGAAGCAAGCGCCCGAGCUGCCUGCUGCAGUGGUGUCUCUUUGCUGGCUGCUGCCCCGGCUCCCCUGGUGGCUUUGGUGUCUCGGCAGGGACUUCUAGGUCUCCCGUUUGUGCAGGAACCUCACGCCCUGGCCACAGCUUCAGUGCUGAUCUCCGUGUGGUUGCGUGGAGCCACAGGAGGUGAACCUGGGCUCCAGUGGUGGUCGCAGCCCUUUGUGGGCAGGUGCCUGUGCCCUGUUGUUGGCCCAGAGUGUUGCCUCACCGCACUGUGUGUGUGAGGCCUACGUCUCUUGUGACUCUUGUCAGCUGCUGUUCCAGCCAGGGCAUGGAUGGAAGCCCCACUUUGUCACCAUGUCUCCAGAAGGCAAGGAGGGUGGCUGCCUUGCUCCCCUGGUGGCCGCAGGCCUCUUGCCCUCCCUUCUCACACAUCAUAGCCGGGGAAACCAAGGCCUGUGCGUGAAGCCCUGGGCUCACCCCGCUAAGUGCAAGCUCCUCUCCCACACUCUGGUCCA